Messenger RNA from Colletes gigas, 612 nucleotides. It is a transcript of the gene UQCR-Q, whose product is annotated as cytochrome b-c1 complex subunit 8. NCBI's taxonomy places the organism in Eukaryota, Metazoa, Arthropoda, Insecta, Hymenoptera, Colletidae. The record is from RefSeq and is a predicted model, not a curated record. Bases 87 to 335 code for a protein of 82 amino acids. The transcript has 3 exons. Gene Ontology annotation, biological process: mitochondrial electron transport, ubiquinol to cytochrome c.
CAAAUGUGCUUCAGAAAUAUCAGUAUUCUGUGAGCAUCUGAACUCUUCUAGUUAUCGAGUACGUAAAAUAUUACAAUCCAAUCAAAAUGGGUAAAAUGUUCGGAAAUCUUGCGAAAAUACGUGGCGUCACGUAUUUUCGCCUUAGUCCCCACGAGCAAAAAGCAUUUGCUGGAGUAAUAAGUCAUGGUGUACCUAAUAUGUUACGUCGUAUAAACGAAAAUAUACUUACAGUUACACCUUUCUUCAUUGCUACGUAUCUAAUCAUGACAUGGGCAGAUGAAGCAAAUCACGCGAUGCACCGCAAGGACCCCAAACAGUUUGAGAAUGACAAAUAAAUUACAAUAAUCAAUGUAUAAUCAUUAUUAAUAGUGAAUUAUCCUAUGCACUAUGUUACUCAUGCUAAGGGUCAGUCAUAAUAUAUUCCACAAAUGUGCACAGUGCAAAGGGUUAAAUAGAUUAAAGUAUAUGUAUGUAUAUACUAAAUUGGAAAUAACAAUUGCUCUAACCUUUUGUAUAGUAUAUAUCAAAUUACCUUAUGUCUAUAAUAUAAUUUUGUUUUUUACCCUGUAAUAUGAUUAUAUAGAAACAUUAUUAAAUUAGUUUAAUGAACUA